GUCAGCAUAUAGUAACAAUACAUUGCAGAACAUUUAAAGCAAGCAAAAUCAAAACAAGUGUUAUCCAACUCCUACGAUUCAACUAAUUUAUAUGCUAUAAAUUUUGAUGGCUCAAUAUCAUCCAUCAUUCAUCAGUGGGCCAUAACUAGAUCACUGUUCUAUAAUCACCAGAGAGAAUCAAAAGAGAAGCAAAAAAAAAAUCAAAAACCCAAUUAGUUUCUUGAAGAAACUGGAAAAUGGAAGGAGGUGUGGUCAAGCCGAAUAAAACAGAGUUUUCAGAGUGUUUUAAGACGAUUUGGCGUACACCUUAUAUAAUGUUGCUAGCAUUUUCUGCUGGAAUUGGAGGGCUCUUAUUUGGUUAUGAUACUGGAGUUAUUUCGGGUGCCUCGCUAUAUAUUCGAGACGAUUUUAAAGAUGUGGAAAGGCAUACGUGGUUGCAGGAAACUAUCGUUAGCACGGCAGUAGCAGGAGCUAUUGUUGGUGCAGCAAUCGGUGGAUGGAUGAAUGAUAGAUUUGGGAGGAAAAAGUCAAUAUUAUGUGCUGACUUUUUGUUCUGUCUUGGUUCAUUAACCAUGGCUCUAGCUCCAAACCCAUGGGUCAUAAUUGUUGGUAGACUUUUUGUUGGUUUGGGCGUUGGACUCGUCUCCAUGACAUCCCCAUUAUACAUCUCUGAAGCAUCUCCGGCUCGCAUAAGAGGUGCACUUGUUAGCACCAAUGGUUUACUCCUUACAGGAGGACAGUUUUUAUCAUACCUCAUCAAUUUAGCAUUUUCCAAGACACGUGGAAAUUGGCGUUGGAUGCUUGGGAUUGCUGGAGUUCCGCCGUUGGUGCAGUUUAUCUUGAUGUGUUUUCUUCCUGAGUCUCCCAGAUGGUUGUAUCGGCAGAAUAAAAUAAUCGAGGCACGCAAUAUACUAGAAAAGAUCUAUCCAUCUAACGAAGUGGGCGAAGAAAUGAAAGCCUUGCAAUCAUCGGUUGAAACCGAAAAGGAAGCGGAAGGGUCGCUAGGAGAUGGUAUCUUUUCAAAGAUGAAAAGUGCAUGGGGCAAUAAGGUUGUUAGAAGAGGACUAUAUGCAGGUGUCACUGUCCAAGUUGCGCAACAAUUUGUUGGAAUCAAUACCGUCAUGUACUACAGUCCCACCAUUGUGCAACUCGCUGGAUUCGCCUCCAAUAGGACAGCAUUAGCGCUAUCUCUAGUUACCACGGGCCUCAACUCGUUUGGUACCAUGUUAAGUAUGUUGUUUGUUGAUAGGUUUGGAAGGAGGAGGUUGAUGCUCAUCUCAAUGGUUGGGAUCAUUACUUGCCUCGUGGUUUUAUCGAUCUUGUUCUUUCAGGCUUCGGUUCACGCUCCUCUUGUUGGUAUUAGCGAGUCGAAUCGUUUUGGGGUUAACUAUACAUGUUCAGAUUUCAAAGGAUCAACAAAUCCAUCAUCAUGGAACUGCAUGACUUGCUUGAGAGCAUCCCCAGGAUGUGGCUUUUGUGCAAGCAACGAAAAUAUAUAUAAUCCUGGGGCAUGUUUGGCUGUUGACACCAUCACCCGAAGCAGUUGUCGAGCACAACAUCGUACAUGGUACACCUAUGGUUGCCCAAGCAAGUUCGGGAUUUUCACAGUUUUACUCCUCGGGUUAUACAUUUUGUGUUACGCUCCUGGGAUCGGGACUGUGCCUUGGAUCGUGAAUUCAGAGAUAUACCCAUUAAGAUAUCGUGGCACUGGUGGGGGGAUCGCAGCGGUUUCAAACUGGGUUUCAAAUCUAGUCAUAAGUGAAACAUUCCUAACGUUAACCGAGACAUUAGGGUCUUCUGGUACGUUUCUGCUUUUCGCAGGGUUCUCUACGGUAGGACUCGUGGCUAUAUUUUUUCUCGUCCCAGAAACGAAAGGGAUGCACUUUGAGGAGGUUGAGAAGAUGCUAGAAAAAGGAUAUCGACCAAGGUUAUGGUGUAGUCAAGACAAGGAUAUGAAGUCUGCUUCUUAGGUUUAUAGUCAAGUUUCCAUGUCAUAUAAUAUCUUCUUAAGUUAUAACUAAGUUUUAUUUUAGUUUUUUGUUAAUUAGUCUUUUCUUGACAAAACAUUGUAUGAUCCAAGGUUUCAACAUGUUUUUAUUUUGUUUC
This is a messenger RNA of Helianthus annuus (common sunflower), 2106 nucleotides long. Its product is annotated as inositol transporter 4. Gene Ontology annotation, molecular function: myo-inositol:proton symporter activity. Gene Ontology annotation, cellular component: membrane. Gene Ontology annotation, biological process: transmembrane transport. The record is from RefSeq and is a predicted model, not a curated record. The coding region runs from base 237 to 1970 and encodes 577 amino acids. The transcript has 7 exons. NCBI's taxonomy places the organism in Eukaryota, Viridiplantae, Streptophyta, Magnoliopsida, Asterales, Asteraceae.